Molecule: messenger RNA, 870 nt
Organism: Malassezia sympodialis ATCC 42132
Lineage: Eukaryota; Fungi; Basidiomycota; Malasseziomycetes; Malasseziales; Malasseziaceae
Gene: MRPS28
Product: mitochondrial 37S ribosomal protein uS15m
Biological process (GO): translation
Cellular component (GO): ribosome
Molecular function (GO): structural constituent of ribosome
Source: RefSeq, a predicted model, not a curated record
AUGCACACAAGUGCCCCUGUAUGCGAGAGCAAACGCAAGCGCGCCUCGCGUCUGCGCCGCCAGCAGAACCUGGCGCAGCGCGAAAUCAAGCAGCGUCUAUUUGAUAUGUCGAAGCCGGAUCCCGUCCUGGCGCACCAGCUGAAUGAAGAGGGCGAGAAGUACUGGAAGCAGUCGGAGCUGGCUAAGCUGAUCCUCUCGAAAGAGGAGGUCUGGGGCUACCAGGAAGACCGCCGCGGCCAGCUGCAGCCCGUGGAGCCCGUGGCGCGCCCGGAGGACCAGGACAUGGAUGCGGCUGUCGCACAGUACGGCGGACCCCGGCGCCUGAACUUUGGCCUCGAUGUGAGCGAUCGGCGCACACUCUUCCAGUCUCUGCCGCGCGUCAUGGCCACCGAUCGCGCGAUGGACCUUGCUGACUCGUCGCUGAGCCAGGAGGGCCCCGAUGCGCUCGCCAAGGAUUUGGAGGAUCUUGAGGCCGAGCAGGCACAGAGCGCUGAGACGCUCUCGCGCAUCCUGGAUCUUCGCAAUGCCAGUGGCAAGGGUAUCCAGGUGGAAAACACGCGGCGCAUUAUUGCGCACUUUGGCCGCCCGACAGAGAGCGGUGGCCUCGAUACCGGCUCGCCUGAGGUGCAGGCCGCUCUGCUGACGUACCGCAUUCGCAACCUAGCCGAGCACCUGCUGGGUGCGCGCCACGAUAACAGCAACCGCCGCUCGAUGCGGCGGCUCGUCCACCAGCGCGCCAAGGUGCUGCGCUACCUGAAAUCGCGCGACCCGAUCCGCUAUCAGAGCUUCCUGCCGCGCAUUGGUGUGGAAGCGCGGGCGAUCGAGGGCGAAGUGGUCGUGCCCGGCAAGCCGAAAACCAAGCGCAUGUAG